This is a messenger RNA of Papaver somniferum (opium poppy), 322 nucleotides long. RefSeq lists its product as uncharacterized. The record is from RefSeq and is a predicted model, not a curated record. The transcript has 2 exons. Bases 11 to 322 code for a protein of 103 amino acids. Lineage: Eukaryota; Viridiplantae; Streptophyta; Magnoliopsida; Ranunculales; Papaveraceae.
GAGUGCGAAAAUGUAUGCCGACCAAAGAGCGGUUGACAAAGCUGGGGAAAAUAUUGCCAGUGCAGCUCAAGCAACGAAAGAGUACGUAGUCGGUGCAGCCCAACCGGAAAAGGAAGAGACCCCUGGAUUCCUUGAAUCAGCUAAGAACACAGCUAACACAGCUGGGGGACAUGUUGCCACUGCAGCUCAAGCAACGAAAGACUAUGUAGUCGGUGCAGCCCCGCCGGAAAAGGAAGAGACCCCUGGAUUCCUUCAACAGACUGGAACGGCGGUGGUGAACACGGCACAAGGUGCAAUGGAGGCUGUGAAGAACACGGAAUGA